AUGCUGCGCUCCGAGACUUGGAGGCAAGUACGCUUCUUCAAGCUCAACAUCAGGAGUAUUUGCGAUGCCUUUUUAUCACCGACCCGAGCCAAGUUGAUGUACAACUACUUCAUCGAUAUAGCGGAGAGCCAGGGUGAGAGCCAGUGGACUAAAUGCAUGAACAACAUGCCGAAAAAGAAAAAAAGGAUGAAGGACGAAAAAGAAAGGCUCGUCAACAUGACCAAUCUAACCAUCCCAGACAACGUCUCCAAGACAUUAGAAAAAGGACCCAAAUAUGCAGUAGAGCCUAAGGCCAAAACUGUGGACCUGAUCGGUAUGGUGCACGACGUUGCAAGGAAGGUUUCUGAAGAAGAGAAAAACGCAUGCAUAGCUGCCGGCAUCAGAGCUGUUUCCAACAAAUUAAAAACAGCCAGGCAACCAGGCGUGAACACCAACCACACGCUGCUUCUAUCCGGGAACGUUCCCAAAAACUGGGAGCUGUUUCGACAAAUGUUCGAGCUGUUCCUGAAGGCAACGGCUUUACCAAAAGAACCAAGGUCUGAAGCCGUCAAGACCGCGCUGCUGCUGAGUGCUGCUGGGGACAACGUCUUGGAAAUAUUCAAAAAUUUUCGUUUCGCCGAGGAUGAAGUCCAGGAUGACUACGGAACGGUGGCGACCAAGUUUGAGGAGUACUGUCGCAAACAGCAGAAUGAGGUCUAUGAAAGGUACAUAUUCCGGACACGAUUGCGAGUGGAGGCAGAGCCCUUCGAACAUUUCUUGCGUGACUUGCGGAAACAAGCAGGCUGCUGCAACUUUGCGCAGUUAACCGACUCGGUUAUCAGGGAUCAGGUUGUGUUCGGAACAAAUAAUCCGAAGUUCCGGGAAAAAAUGCUCAAGGAAAAGGACCUCACGCUGCUCAGGGCCGAACAGAUCUGCAAAGCAGCGGAAGUAUCGGCUCUGCAGAGCGAGGUGUUUGCGCAGGGGGAAAAGCUCGUGGCGCCCGUAAAAAAGAGGCAGCCAUACAAGUGUGGCAACUGCAACCGCCAGCAUGAGCGUGGGAGAUGUCCGGCAUUUGGAAAAUCGUGUUUUAUGUGCAGAGGCACUAAUCACUUUGCGGUAUGUGCAGAGGCACUAAUCACUUUGCGGUAUGUGCAGAGGCACUAA
This is a messenger RNA of Ixodes scapularis (black-legged tick), 1143 nucleotides long. RefSeq lists its product as uncharacterized. NCBI's taxonomy places the organism in Eukaryota, Metazoa, Arthropoda, Arachnida, Ixodida, Ixodidae. The record is from RefSeq and is a predicted model, not a curated record. The transcript is spliced from 2 exons. Bases 1 to 1143 code for a protein of 380 amino acids.